Saprolegnia parasitica CBS 223.65 is the source of this 1554-nucleotide messenger RNA. RefSeq lists its product as hypothetical. The record is from RefSeq and is a predicted model, not a curated record. Bases 1 to 1554 code for a protein of 517 amino acids. The transcript is spliced from 5 exons. Gene Ontology annotation, molecular function: DNA binding. Lineage: Eukaryota; Oomycota; Saprolegniomycetes; Saprolegniales; Saprolegniaceae.
AUGGCUCGGACGUCGGCGAUCAGUGACGAGGUCUGGGCGAACGCGAUCCGCGCCGUCAUGGUCGACAAGAUGAGCCUGCGCACGGCAGCGCAGAAGUUUGGCGUCCACCACAUGUCGCUCCACCGGCGGAUAAAGGACCUGCGCGGCGACGCCAAGCCCGAGAAGGCCAAGCCCGCGCCGCCAGCGACCGCGUACCUGCCGCAGGGCGGGAGCAUGCUCAACAUGAUGAACAUGGCCUACCACCCGAACAUGGCCGCGUCGGCCGACCCGCGAAGCCUCAUGAAGCCACCGUCGUACGGCGCGCCGCCGCCCAUGCGUCCAGUGGGCCACUUGCCACCCGGUGGCGGCGGACCGCCCAUGAUGCUCGGCCCGAUGCCCGGCUACCAGGACAUGCCGCUGCCUAAUAUGAAGGCGUCGCCGAAGCGCAACAGUCCCGUGCAUCAAGCGGCCAACUGGUCCAAAGCGCUCCAGGCCGUCGAGACAGGCCACAUCAACGUCAUGCAAGCGGCAAGCGCCUUUACGCUCGACCCGUCCUCGCUGCACGAGCACAUCAAGAAGCGGUCCGAAGACAUGGCGGGCAUGAACCCAGCGGACUAUCUGAAUCUGCUUGACGAGUUUGGCGUUGUCAAGGUGCUGGUCGCGCGCGCCGAGCUCGGUGUGCUUAUGUCGUUUGAAGAGCUCGCCGAGCUCCUCCAGCGCACGAUGUUCAAGACGGGCCACGCGUGCCACGGCGACGCUCUGCAGAAGCUACUGUUUACGUUUGAAGUACGCAACGAGCACAUCAUGCGCACAACGAUCGCCAACUAUAACAUGCGAUCGCCGCGCCAGCGCAUGCCACCGAUGCGGCCACAGGACAUGCUGCACCUCUCGCAGCAACCGCCCCAGCAGCCGCACCAGCAGCCGCACCAGCAACCGCACCAGCAACCGCACCAAGGCCAGCAACACCAAGGUCAGCAGCCGCCGGCACACCACCACCAGCAGGCCUCGCCGUACGCGACGCACCACCAGGCACACCACCAGCUGCAUUCGUUGCACCAACCACAGCAGCACCAACAGCAGCAGCACCAGCAGCAGCAGCAGCAACAACAACAACAACAACACGUACAACAUGGCCAACUGCACGCAAUGGGACGGUCGCCGCCGCAGCACUCGAUGUUGUCGCCGUACCAGAUGCAGCAGCGGUCGGACCCGCAGGAUGGCGACGCGUUCUUGCGCCCGGACGCCCGAAGCAGCGGCUAUGCGCUGCCCGAGGCGCGGCAGCAAGACGUCAAGGCGGCCCACUACCUGGCACCGACCGCCGCUGAUCUCAAGCGAGAGGACUCGCGCCAUUAUAUGGCGCCGACCGCCAACCUCCUGAUCGCCUCCAACAAGAUCAACGUGCGCAGCCCGCCGGUCGAGCAGCAGGAGCCCGCGCCGUCGGAGGAGCAGCCAGGCAAGAAGCGCAAGAUUGACGCGUCGGGCGGCGAGUCGCCAGGGACGACGAGCUCGAUCGAGGAAAACUCGAACGAGAGCAGCAACCGCGCGCCAAAAACGCUCGAUGUCGUCGAGAUCUAA